This is a messenger RNA of Meloidogyne enterolobii, 361 nucleotides long. The record is from the annotation of a GenBank genome assembly. Lineage: Eukaryota; Metazoa; Nematoda; Chromadorea; Rhabditida; Meloidogynidae.
UUUUUCAGGUGUCUCCCAGAUUCUGCAGGAUUACCUUAAAUUCAAUUUUAUUUUCCAAGUUUUUAUUUAUUCUAUCCCACCAUCACAAUCUUGCGCAAUCAAAGAAUUAAUGCUUUUUUCAAGUUGUAAAGGACCUUUAAUUGGUGAAAUUGAGAGUAAAUCUAUUGGAAUUGUUAUUGACAAAAAGAUUCAAGUAGACAGUCGAGAUAAAUUAGACAAAACAACUUUAUUAGAUUAUAUGACACCAGAAACUUGUGAAACAAUUUUGGAAAACAAUUCACCAGCAAACAAUGGCCAACAACAAUUUGAACGUCCUCCACGUCCGGGGGGCGGUCCUAGACGAAUUAUCAAAAAAAUGUAG